AUGACCUACACGAUUUUGGGCCGCGCCAUUCCGAAGCAAUACCUUUCUAUGGGAACACUUGCGACCAUCGCUGGCGUAGCCGUGUAUUCUCGUUCUGGCAAGUCAGCGGCUCCAAAAUCAAUGGACGAAGCCAAGAACUCCGUUCCACUUAAUGCUGGUUCAAAAGAGGAGGAGGAAUUGUACGUUUCUCUACUCACUCUUCGCUUUGACUAUUCAUUUGACGAGGGCGGACAGUAUAAGAACGUUUAUUGCAGAGGCGGAGAAGGAAAAACCCUCCUUGCUCUGAUCACUCAUGUCCUCCAAACGGCAUUCGCUACCAGUUCCCCGACCUCUUCAAUUAACCAUACGACACCCACCACGCCGAAUGCGCGACGGUCAUCCUCCAUCGUCUAUAAUCCUCCCCGUUCAACGCAAGGACCGACACGUAGUCACUCAGUGGGGGGAUCUUUGGGAAGACGUCGUUCUGCGCCUCCUGAAAGGUCUCCAGCGCCCGUCACCCUGGCAGAUAGACAUAAGGACUUACUAGAAUUCAUCGCUCAGAAGGAGGCAAAAGUUUUAGAAUUGCGAAGUCAAUUAGCGGCCCAUGAAAAUGAGCUUCUGCAACUGAAGCGAAAGUGGGAGCGGAUUGUCAGCCGUGGGUUUACUUCACACAACAUACCGAGCGUUUCUGGUGUCAACAUCGAGACCGACUCCUCAAUAACUUCCCCCACAAAUAGUGGCGCGAUGCUAGACGGUAUUCGAGAGGGCGUGCAAGGGGUUGGACGUCUCAUUGCUGCCUUCUCGCCAACCCCAUACUCGACAUCUGAAUCCCCUACGCGCCAUACGCACUCAACAAGCUCCAGUACAUCUGGGACUAGUAAAUCCACGCGUCUUUCACAGUCUUCUACUUCGUCAAUCGAGGAAGAGUCGAGUUGUGCUGACGAUGCGGAGGGACAAGUCCUUAUGGUGCAUGACACUGGCGCAACUCCGACUAUGAGUCCAAAUCCUGCCUUUAAUGUUCGUCGACACCAACAACAUCUCCCUGAACAAGCCCCUCAGGCCGAGGAGGGGUUAUUCGAUUUCGCUGUGGCCAAUGCAACGAGUAUUCACGGUGCCACACCAGCUUCUGGGUGGGUUGGAACAGUGGGUAAGAAAUGGGAAGAACUUCAGCGCGUUCCGAGUGUCGCAAAGAACACGAAACGAGCGUCACUUUUGUUUUCUGACAUUGCGUCUGCCUUGCAAGGUGUAACAGUAACAUCUUCGUCCCCGUCCCCGUCCAUCUCUUCGACAUCUCUUCUCGACGAUGAUUCAUUGGGUGAUGCCAUGCUACUCCAAGCUCCUGCACUGACGCCCGCGCCAGUUGCGUCUCUCAAGUUGUCUGCUCGGAUGGUCUCCAAUAACCACCAACAACCGCAAUCCCUACUACCUCCAGCUAAUGCCACGUCAAAGCCUCCAGAGGUAGCGACACGAAGAGACGAUAGUGACGACGAGUGGAAUUGGUAG
This is a messenger RNA of Mycena indigotica, 1482 nucleotides long. RefSeq lists its product as uncharacterized. The coding region runs from base 1 to 1482 and encodes 493 amino acids. Lineage: Eukaryota; Fungi; Basidiomycota; Agaricomycetes; Agaricales; Mycenaceae. The record is from RefSeq and is a predicted model, not a curated record. The transcript has 7 exons.